UGUGCCGGACGUGUGUUGACGAGAAAGCUUGUCUCCUGAGAGACUCUCAGGGCGAAACAAUCACCUUUAUUUUUAACCCAAUCAUGUAUGAAUCUUUCGGAAUGAUUACUAAGUCGCACAUCCCGUGAAAAAGUGCGCCAACCGGAAAUCUUUGGUGUGUCCCAAGAGAAAAUGCUGAAUGUUACAUUUGUAAAAAAACACGGGUUCUUAAGGAUUUUAAGUUCUGGAUAAACCAUGGAUAAGUUGUGUUGUUCUCGAGAAUUUCAGAAGCGCAGAUUUGACAUUUAGCUUCAAGCGCGUGUGUUUGUAGAAAACUUGCCUCUGCUUACGUAAAAUCCAGUCAAUUAACUUUUGCGCUAAGAUUUGAUUUGAGCAAUGAUUGCUCGCAAUCGCGGAGAAAGUUCAGCAGAUCUCUCCUGUCCCCUGCAGAAUCUCAGUUGCCCUUGACUCGCAUCGCGGAAUCGCGGCGUACCUCAGGCGCCGAGGAAUGCAAAGCAUGCGACAGUGCUGAAUGGGAUGAACGGCUGUACUCGUGGGCACGUCGAAAAAGUCUUGUUUUCGGGUCUAUUAUUAAAAUGUGGUGUGUUGGUGGCGGGCGUGAGGAGGGCAAAAUUAGUUCAUUGCCAGCUGAGGAGUACAAAAAUUGGUGAAUUGCAAAAUUUUCAGUGCACAUCAACACACAAAUCAUUUCACUAUCAACUGCUCUCAAUCCACAAAAUCGCGAGUGUCGUCGCGUUGAGUGAUCGCGUGAAAGAGGGAAACUGGAGUGCUUCUUCGGUGUGUGACUCUUGCGAAUUGUGUGGGGUGUAAAAAAUUGGGAAGCUCAAGAGAUUCUUGUGUUGCAUGGAUGAAGAAAACAGUUCCCGGCGAAACAGCAAGGCCGACGAUGGCUUCAGCUCCAAGAGGUGCAUUCUGUGGUUCAAGCGGUACACCACCAUGGACGAUCCCGACACCCUCGGGCCCGACGGCAUGGAGCGCUUCUGCGAGGAGAUUGGCGUGGAGCCGGAGAAUGUGGUGAUGCUGGUGCUGGCGUACAAGAUGGGCGCCAGGCAGAUGGGCUUCUUCACACAGAGCGAGUGGCUGAAGGGACUGACGGACCUCCAAUGCGACACAAUUGUCAAAGUGCAGGCCAAGCUUGACUAUCUCAGGAGUUUGCUCAAUGACUCCAACACCUUCAAGAGCAUCUACAGAUAUGCGUAUGAUUUCGCCAGGGAUAAAGAUCAGCGCAGUAUGGAUAUUGAGACGGCCAAGGCAAUGCUUCAGCUACUCUUGGGCAAGCACUGGAUUCUCUAUUCGCAUUUUGCCCAAUUUGUGGAGCAAUCAAAGUACAAAGUAAUCAACAAAGACCAAUGGUCUAACAUACUAGAAUUCUCCCGCACGAUCAACACCGACUUAUCCAACUACGAUGUGGAUGGCGCAUGGCCAGUGAUGCUAGAUGAAUUCGUAGAGUGGCUAAGACAUCAACGAAACGGUGGAUCUACUAGCUGAAAUCCGUCGUCCCCACAAUAUGCCUAUAAAAUAUGAAUAUUUCAACUAAAAAAAAACAA
This is a messenger RNA of Phlebotomus argentipes, 1547 nucleotides long. It is a transcript of the gene SCCRO4, whose product is annotated as DCN1-like protein 4. Gene Ontology annotation, biological process: positive regulation of ubiquitin-protein transferase activity; protein neddylation. The transcript is spliced from 4 exons. Bases 844 to 1488 code for a protein of 214 amino acids. The record is from RefSeq and is a predicted model, not a curated record. Gene Ontology annotation, molecular function: cullin family protein binding; ubiquitin-like protein binding; ubiquitin conjugating enzyme binding. NCBI's taxonomy places the organism in Eukaryota, Metazoa, Arthropoda, Insecta, Diptera, Psychodidae. Gene Ontology annotation, cellular component: ubiquitin ligase complex.